Patella vulgata (common limpet) is the source of this 4233-nucleotide messenger RNA. RefSeq names its product kelch-like protein 24. Lineage: Eukaryota; Metazoa; Mollusca; Gastropoda; Patellidae. The record is from RefSeq and is a predicted model, not a curated record. The transcript has 2 exons. Gene Ontology annotation, molecular function: protein binding. The coding region runs from base 178 to 1887 and encodes 569 amino acids.
GCUUGUAAUAAAAUCUUGUAAACUUCCGGUAGUAAACAAAACUACGAUGUUUGAGAGAAGAAAUUCCGAUUGUUACGUUGGUUUUUUUUGUAGUAAUUAACUCUUAUAUCAGUCACUUGUGAAAACCAUAAGAUGAUACUAUUAAUAUAUAAGUCAAGACUAUAGAACUCAAACAAUAUGGCAGCUACAUUGAUGAGCAGGGACUGGGAGGGAAGAAUAGCAGUCUCAGUACUUGAUGGUUUUGGAAAAUACUUCUCAUCUGGAACCUUUACAGACACCCAGAUCCAUGUUGAGGGGGAAGUUUUUCACUGUCAUAAAGUAUUUCUUUGUGCUAUAUCAGAUUACUUUCGUGCCAUGUUUUUGUCUGGUAUGAGAGAAAGUCUGGAUGGUCGCGUGUGUAUAGAUGAUAAGCUUAUUAGUGGCUCGCUAUUUCGUGAUAUUUUAUCUUUUUAUUAUAAUGGAAAAGAUUCUGUUGUCACUGCUGAAAAUGCUGAGGAUCUUUUACGAGCAGCUUCAAUUUUACAAAUGAAUUGUCUUAUUGAAAAAUGUGAAGACUUUUAUCUUGCUCAACUCACUUCAGAAAAUGCUUGGGAAAUCUUAAAAUUAGCAAAAUGCCUGAACAGCCAAAUGUUGUACAAAAAAACAAGAGAAUUCAUUACAAGUAAUUAUGAAAGUGUUAGUAAGGAAGCUGAAUUCUUAGCAUCAGAUUUUGAUGACCUCUCUGACCUUUUGAUCAGUGAUGAUUUAAGGAUACAGAAUGAAGAUGUUGUCUGUGAAUCUGUUAUAAGAUGGCUGGGUCACAGUGAAGACAGAUAUAGCUAUGCAAAAAUCUUGUUUGGUUCUGUUCGUUUGAAGUUUGUUUCUAACGAAUUUCUGAAAAUGACUAAGAUUUUCUGUGAAGCAAGCUCUGAAUUAAAAGAAUGCAUUCCGUUAAUUUGCAAUAGUAUUGAACAACGAUCAAAGUUUCAUUUUGGAGAUGGUACUGGUCCAUCACCGAGAAAUUUUGAAGAGAUUUUAAUAACCAUUGGUGUUAAAGUUUCCUCUUGUGUUCUACCGAGGGUAAAUGGCUACAGUUUUCAACAAAAGACAUGGUUUGCACUAGAGUCACUACCCUUGGAUCCAGGUGUUGGUUUUGCUGUGUGUACAUGUAACAAUGAUGUGUUUAUAUCAGGAGGAUCCGGAAGAAAAAGCUACCUGCUUCAGUAUAUUAGUGAUGCAAAUGUCUGGCGGUCAUGUCCAGAUAUGGUGAAACGUAGAAGUUAUCAUGCAAUGGUGUCAAUCAAGGACAACCUCUAUGUUAUAGGCGGCUGUAAUCGCAACAAUGGUGCCCUGGAAUCUAUUGACACAUACAACACUAUUGAUCACACAUGGUCGGAUUUUGGUGACCUACAAUUGGGCGUCUAUUCCAUUUCAUCAACAGUUCUUAAAGAACAAAUUUUCAUAUUUGGUGGGCGUGGUCAGUCAAGUCGUAUGUGUCAUGAAAUUCAAAUGAUUGACGUCAAUCUUAGAACAUCAAGUAUUAUUUCUGCAUUUAGUUCUCCUGUUACAGAGAGUCGUGCAUUAAGUAUUAAUGAUGACAGUUUAGUUGUUUUAACCAAUGGGAGUGUUCUAAAAGUAUUAGAGGAUGGAGCUGUGUGUCCUGUUGCCACCAUUCCUAAUUUUGAUCGUUAUAAUUUUGGUGUUUCUUCUCAUCAAAAUUCUUUAAUUAUUUUGGGAGGUGAGACAAGGUACCCCUCGGAUACCGGAACAUAUGAUGAUUUGAUUAUUAUGAACUUAACUAAUGGUCAAAUAGAAAUUAUGCCUGAUAAACUUUAUCCUGGCGCUUGUGCUUUUGGUUGCAUAAAAAUAUUGAUGAAACGUGCAUUCUUAGCUUCGCCAUCUUCGUAAAUCAGCAACACUCAAAUAACAAAAGUAAAUUUUGCUAUUUUUAAUACAUACCGUUAUUUUUUAAAAAGGGUCAAAUGUAAAUUUUAAAGAAAAUGAAAAUUUUGGAAUACUGCUACAAUAGUAAUAUUUAAUGUGCAAUUCAUAUUGUUACAAAUUGCAUUCUCUGAUAUCCUUUUUUUCCUACACAGAAAUAAACCUAUCAACAUUUAAUAUUUUUCAACUGCGAAAAUAUAGUUACAUGUAUAUCUUUCUGUUUGUAGAUGAAUGUUCUAUGGAGUUGAUUUAGGCUACAUGUACAUGUAUUUUUGUUCAGAAUACUUAUAAAUAAAAAUGUGCCGUGCCCUCAAAAUCCACCAUAGAGCUUAUUGUUUUUAUUAGUCAGUCAUAUAAUUACAUACCUUUAAGUGGGCACAUAUUUCACUGCCUCACGGCAACCUAAAUAUUUUUUUUAUUUCUAUUUGAAUAUUGUGAUCGAUUUGAAUUUGGAUAUAUUUUAUUCUUUGUUUUGAUUUUUAAUCCUCUGUAUACUGUAAUUAAACUGUCUCAUAUCAGGACUCAAAUUCAUUCUUACUCCUCACAAUCUUUUAUUUGGUUUUGAUUUAUCCCACUCUACGCUGCUGUGUAAAAAACCAUGGGGGUGGGGGUGAAUGGUUAUGCGUGUGCGUUGGAUCACAAGGUAUGUUAUUGAAUCAAGUGGGCGUGGUUUCAAUUGCCUGUCCAACCUCAUGGGUUUUCUCAGGGUCCUCCCACUGCUUAAGACCCCUACAGAUGUAUGUGCAAAAUUUAAUUUUUGACAUGGUUGCUAUGGUUGAUCUGUUACAUCUACACAUAAUUUCCAGAUGUGAUGUAAAUAAUGGAGAGUAGUUAUAUUGUUGGAGUAAAGUAAACAAUAGUAACAAGUCAACUUGUCAGCUCCACACCAAGAAAACAUUCAGUUUAUGUCGGAUGGGAAAUGAAUAUAGAUUUGUGAUUUAUAGUUACUUUUUUAAAAAUUUAUUUGAUUUCAAUAGACCUACAUGUACCUGUUACUCAAUAUGUAACUACCGGUAUAACUUUUUGUUACAGAUCAACCAUAGAAAAGAUAGUUGCUUUAAAAUUAUAUCGGGAAUGUAAUCAGUUAAAUUUGGGUCCUGUUGACAAUUUCAGAAAUCGGGUAGCUUUUAAUCUGCUGUUUGUUUGUUUGUUAAUUAUUUAAUCCACUUCAAACAAAAUAUUAGACUAUAGUAAUUAAUUCUUUAACUAUAGUAUUUGGGGCUUUUAGGUUUUAAGCCGCCUUCCACUGAUCGUAAAUACUGUACAUGUAUAUGUCAAUCCUGAUCAAAAACAUGUUGUCAUAUAUUUUUGUUUGAAAUAUUAAUAUGGGAAAUACAUACUAUAUAAGUUUUAGACUUGUACCAUUUAGUCAGCGCAUAGGAAAAUGUAUACCACAAAUGUACGAUAUUAUACAAGCUGUGUCUAUAAUGAUUGACAGUUAAUCCUCCUUUUUAUAAAGUUGUCUUUUACACAUUCACCUUUAUUCUUUUACUGACAUUUUAUCUAAAAGGCAUUGCAAUUACUUUUGUAUUUUAAUUUUUGUAUGUAUCUUAUUUACAAUUGGGAAAUGACAGCUAUCAGGAAAAAGUCUCAUUUUGGGCUAGGUAACUGUAAAAAAAUUUUUUUAAAUAUUUCUAAACAGACAUUUAUUUUAUUUGGUCUUUGCCUAAAUUGAUGAGGUCAGGAAGACAUAUUUAUUGUGACAUACACUUGUUUAUCUACAAGUAUGACUUGAUCUAUCAAAGAUAUGAUAGUGAAAUUUGAACAUAUCUUUCAUCGAGGUGAGUUACUGUAAGAACAGAAGUAUUAAACAUAAAUUGGGUAAUGAUUGUUACUUAAUUUAUACAUACUUCAAAAUUACAAAGAAAAUUUCCAGUACCAUAUUUCCCAUUUUCUCUGUAACAGAGUGGGGCCUUACCUCAUUGGAGUAGUUCUUGUUGAAGAGUCAUUAACAAAGGUGAAUGAUAUUUAAUGUGACUUUUCUGUGACUUAUGUCUUAUUUGCAGACACAAUAUACUACUUUUCUUUCUCAAUAUAGACAGAGCUAGAAUAGAUGUUGUCAGAUUUCACAGUGUAGCAAUUUAUACACAGGUUAUGUAUUUUAUAGAGCUCUGUUAAUGUACAUUAAAGUAUUUAGAUUAUUAUAUAUAUAUAUACAUUUUGCCUACACUACUGGAUCACUGGAAUUCACACAGAAUAUGCAUAAUUAUUUCUUUCAUUCCUAAUACAUCAAUUCCAAUGCAUUUUUGUUGUUUUAGAAACUAUAUAAUGUGUUGUUGUUUGCAGUGUGUAAUUUGUUACUAUCUGCAAUAA